AUGGGCAAGAAUCGAGGCAAGGGCUCGCCCAAGCAGCGGACCUCGCCCAAGCGCGCCUCUCCCCAAAAGCAUGCCAAGCCCGACGAGCCGACGUCCUCGACCAUGGUGGCAUCUGCUUCAGCUGCGCUGCCAGCAUCGGCAACCGAGGCUGCGCAUCACGCAAAUGUCACAGAGAACACGCCCAACACGGCGGCUUUACCCUCAAAGACCUCGCCAGCUCUGCAUGACCGCGAGUCGCAUUCGACGCGCACCGAAGGCUCGGCGGCUGGUCAGCGCACGCAGCGCGCUCUCUACAAACUGGCACUGUCAACGGCCAUUUAUCUACCCGAAACUCUGGCUGACUAUGGCCUGCUUCUCAGCUCUUGUGGCCCACUGUUCCACGUCUCGACCUUUGAAGCGCCUGCACACGUCCCGCCGGUUGCCUGGUGGCUGCCCCUACAGCUGGCGCUCAUGUUCCUGCCAGGCUUGCUGCAGCUCACCACCUUUCGCACACAGCUUCGCGACGCUGGCUGGUGCCACCGCCUGUUAAUUCUCCUGCGCCUCCAUCCCUACUUUGAGCUAGCGCAGGCCUACCAGCAUCCAACCUACAUGACCCUGCACCCCUUCUUCCUGCAGUCCUCACCUGCUGCUAUGGAUGCCAUCUCCAAGGGCUUACCUCAACUCGCCCUUUCAUUCCUUGUCCGCGCCGAUCUUGCAACCAGCGCCACCCUUCGCGGACUGCGCCUCGCUGCCGCGCUCCUCCCCCUGGCGUGGACCGUGACUGCCUGGGACUUGGCCUCACACGACGCCCGCCUUCAAGUCAUGGCCGUGGCCCCGGCUCUUGAUCGACGACGCCUCCUUCUUCUUUUGUGGCGCACCCUCGAAUUGGCCCUGGCCGUCUGCACCCUGGCCCUCCUGCAACAUCUCGGGCUCCACCUGCUCGCCGUUUCCUGUCUUUACCUCGCCUUGAGUGCCCUGGCUCUUCUCGGUGCUCGCGCCUGGCCCGACACGCUGGCCCAGUCACGUCUUUGGCCCCUCCUUCUGUUCAUCUUCGUGGACGAGCGCCUCCUGCCCGGUGGGCAGUAUGGCGCUCACCACUCGGGCAGCAUUGGAAAAGAGACGGCUCGACUGGCAUUGGGAGGGUCACGAUCCUUACGCACCGCACUUAAACGGGCGACAGGCUUGUCAGGGAUCGGCUUUGGGCAAGCUUUGACCCCACACAAGUCAAUGGCUCAGAGUAAGGCCACACAACCACUCUGGCUCAGUCGUCGGUAUUAUCUGGCUCGCGGUGCCACCGUGCUGGUGCUUGCCUGCUACCUCACAUUGGUCGCGUCUCAGAGCGUGCAAGGCGCGCGUUCGUAUCCUCAACACCUCGUUUUGGCCGCCACGGGCUUGAUCGUGGCUCAGCUGGGGCUCUACGGUCAAAUGCACGCCCGGUUUUGGAAAUCGGAUCUUGGGCCACGACGCCCAUCCGUGCUCAUGAACGAGGCUGACCGCUCCCCACGCGCAACGCCCGCGCGCGUUACACACGCCCUUUCAGCCUCGGUCACUGCUGAGCUCGGGCAGCGCAUUGCUGCGUCCGUGCGCCGCGACCACGCUCGUGCCCCGGCCUCGUUCACUACCCGCCGAGGUGCCAUGCUCCAGGAAUCGCCGCCGCAGCCAAUGGUCACACCAUCAAAGCUGCAGCUGAGUCGUCGAGGUGACGUGGCCCCUUCUUCUUCUCUGGUGCAGAGUCCCGCUGGCAAGCCCAGCGGGCUCAAUACCUCUCUCAGUGCCUCUUUUAUGGGGGGCAGGAGCGCAGCCCACCGUGCAGCUCAGCCCGUGCCACCCCUGCGCCCUCAGUUUGACUCGCCUACACCACUGCGGCAACGGCACGGCAAUGCCAUCUUUGCUGACGUGACCGCAUCGCCCUUCUUGCCCAUGAUGCUUUUGGUAAUAACAUUAAAAGUGGACCAGAUCGAGAGAACGAGAGAGAGAGAGAGAGAGAGAGAGAGAGAGAGAGAGAGAGAGGGAGAGAGAGGGAGAGAGAGGGCGCGCGCGCAAUACACACGGAUCGACAGGGAGUGAGUCAGGGCCGCACUCGAACGUAUCGGCACAAGUGUGCUUUGUUUAAUAUGCCUCUUCCUCAAUUGCAGACUAAUGAUGCUG
This is a messenger RNA of Monosiga brevicollis MX1, 2127 nucleotides long. RefSeq lists its product as uncharacterized. The coding region runs from base 1 to 2046 and encodes 681 amino acids. The transcript is spliced from 2 exons. The record is from RefSeq and is a predicted model, not a curated record. NCBI's taxonomy places the organism in Eukaryota, Choanoflagellata, Craspedida, Salpingoecidae.